Molecule: messenger RNA, 744 nt
Organism: Sorex fumeus (smoky shrew)
Lineage: Eukaryota; Metazoa; Chordata; Mammalia; Eulipotyphla; Soricidae
Product: butyrophilin-like protein 1
Exons: 6
Coding region: 1-744 (247 amino acids)
Biological process (GO): regulation of cytokine production; T cell receptor signaling pathway
Cellular component (GO): external side of plasma membrane
Molecular function (GO): signaling receptor binding
Source: RefSeq, a predicted model, not a curated record
AUGCUACCAGGAGACUUUGAAGCAGAGGAAUUCCUGGUGAUUGGCCCCUCAGACCCGAUUAUUGCCAUCGUGGGAAGCGACAUCAUACUGCCCUGCUGUGUGUACCCGGUCAUGAAUGUAGAGAACAUGGAACUGAGGUGGUUCCGCUCCAAGUUCUCCAAAGCUGUGUUCAUCUACCAAAACCCUCAGGAGGAUAUGGAGGAGCAGAUGGAUCAGUACAUGGGGCGGACCUCCCUGGAUACGGACCUCCAUUCCCAGGGGGAGGCUGCCUUGCGCAUCCACAAAAUCCAGGCUGCAGACAAUGGAAAGUACACCUGCUUCUUCAGAAAGGAAAACUUCUAUGAGGAGGCUGGUUUGGAGCUGAAGGUGGCAGGUGUGGGCUCUGCCCCUCAAGUGCACAUCACAGGGCCAGAGGAGGACGGGGUCUGCGUGGUGUGCAGGGCGGCGGGCUGGUUCCCCAAGCCCCAGGUGAAGUGGCAAGACCCCAGCGGGGGGAAGUUUCUGGCCUUCUCAGAGACCCAGGCCCUGGACGCUGAGGGGCUGUUCAGCGUGGAGGCGGCGCUGGCGGUGAGAGACAGCGCUGUGGGGAACGUGACCUGCUCCAUCCUCAACCCCAUCCUGGACCAGGAGAAGGUCAUGGCCAUUUUCAUCCCAGGCGGGCUCUGCUGCCUUCUCCUGUAUCAGAGGAAGGCUGAGUACUUGGCUGCCUGGAGGAAGGCCCAGCUGUACGCAGGAUUCUUGUGA